AUGAGAGAACUGGCCAUCGAGAUCGGGGUCCGAGCCCUGCUUUUCGGGGUCUUCGUGUCCCCUGGCCGGCGCCUUUCCCCGGCCCUGCACCACCUGCCCGGGAUUCUGGAUGCUCACGGGGACGCAGACGCGCACCCUCGUUUUCUCUUGGUGGUGAUUCUUUUCAACCACCUGGGUGUUGCAGGUUCCCAGGCCCUCACGCCUCUUUCUUUGUUUUGUUUCAGUUUUACAGAGUUUUUGGAUCCCUUCCAGAGAGUCAUCCAGCCAGAAGAGAUCUGGCUCUAUAAGAAUCCCCUGGUGCAGUCAGACAACAUCCCCACCCGCCUCAUGUUUGCAAUUUCUUUCCUCACACCUCUGGCUGUUAUUUGUGUGGUGAAAAUUAUCCGGCGCACAGACAAGACUGAAAUUAAGGAAGCCUUCCUAGCUGUGUCCUUGGCUCUUGCUUUGAAUGGAGUCUGCACAAACACUAUUAAAUUGAUAGUGGGAAGACCUCGCCCCGAUUUCUUUUACCGCUGCUUUCCAGAUGGAGUGAUGAACUCAGAAAUGCACUGCACCGGUGACCCCGAUCUGGUGUCUGAGGGCCGCAAAAGCUUCCCCAGCAUCCAUUCCUCCUUUGCCUUUUCAGGCCUUGGCUUCACAACGUUCUACUUGGCUGGCAAGCUGCACUGCUUCACCGAGAGUGGGCGGGGGAAGAGCUGGCGGCUCUGUGCUGCCAUCCUGCCCCUGUACUGUGCCAUGAUGAUCGCCCUGUCCCGCAUGUGUGACUACAAGCAUCACUGGCAAGAUUCGUUUGUUGGCGGAGUCAUUGGCCUCAUUUUUGCCUACAUUUGCUACAGACAGCACUACCCGCCUCUGGCUAACACAGCCUGUCACAAACCCUACGUCAGUCUCCGAGUCCCGCCCUCGCUGAAGAAAGAUGAGAGGCCCACGGCCGACAGCGCGCCCAGCCUGCCCCUGGAGGGGAUCACCGAGGGCCCCGUAUGA
Messenger RNA from Budorcas taxicolor (takin), 984 nucleotides. It is a transcript of the gene PLPP4, whose product is annotated as phospholipid phosphatase 4. NCBI's taxonomy places the organism in Eukaryota, Metazoa, Chordata, Mammalia, Artiodactyla, Bovidae. Gene Ontology annotation, biological process: phospholipid metabolic process. Bases 1 to 984 code for a protein of 327 amino acids. The transcript is spliced from 9 exons. The record is from RefSeq and is a predicted model, not a curated record. Gene Ontology annotation, molecular function: phosphatidate phosphatase activity.